This is a messenger RNA of Eimeria mitis, 357 nucleotides long. RefSeq lists its product as uncharacterized. The transcript has a single exon. The coding region runs from base 1 to 357 and encodes 118 amino acids. The record is from RefSeq and is a predicted model, not a curated record. NCBI's taxonomy places the organism in Eukaryota, Apicomplexa, Conoidasida, Eucoccidiorida, Eimeriidae.
AUGUCACUAACAUUCCUCAUGCAGCAGCAGCAGCAGCAACAACAGCAGCAGCAGCAGCAGCAGCAGCUGCUGCUGCUGCUGCUGCUGCGGCUGCAGCAACACCAACAACAGCAGCACCUGCAGCAGCAUCAGCUGCUACAGCAACGGCGCCACCUGCAGCAGUAUCUGCAGCAGCUGCUACUGCUGCUGCACCUGCAGCAACAGCAGCAGCAACAGCAGCAGCAGCAGCAGCAGCAGCAGCAGCAGCAGCAGGUGGUGUCUUUGUCUUUAUUUUGCGGGUGUUACAACCCCACCACAAUUUUGAUUUAUUUGUUUUUCUUUUCUUUUUAUUACUUUUAUAAAAAAUAUACAAAAUAA